UACGUGCAAACAAAUGGGUUACACAAAUAUUAUGCACGACCGACGAGUAGUCAGAGGCAGCAAUUUCACAAAAAAAACUAUCGUAAGUUAUUUUCUUUUAGUAAACUCGAACUGUUUGUAUUUUAAAUGUAAACCAUACUUAAACAACUAUCUAAUAAUACUAUUGAAAUAUUUAGCGUCCAAAAUGGAACCCGUAUUUUGGGUACGCUAAACAGUUAUCGUCCGAGGUGAGCGUCUUGCUUUAACGCAUGCGCUACAGUUUUGCCGUUUUAAUUUCUAUUACUUUUUAUUUUAUUUAUUAUACUUUUUUUUUUUUUACUUGCUACAUAUUUUGGCUUUUGAAACGCUGCGGAAUUGACAUUAGUUCACUCUUUUUAUUACGAUAGAAUUAUUACGGUUCAAAAUCACAUUGCAAUAAUAAUUAAUCAAAAUUGUAUUUAUGUACAGCCAAAUGUCCAAAAAGAAUCGGCCGCGUCACGCGAGGCGGAAAGUCGUCGGCUUGCCAUGGCUCGGAAAAAAGCGAUGGACUACCAAACGAGAGCGUUGCGAUUGCACCUCGGAGCGACAAAAUAUAUCAAAGGUCAUCACAACGUGGAUGUCCAAACCGACANUAUACUUAUUGUUUGAUUGAUAUCAUGGUUUAAUCCCGAUAAACCGAAAUUGAAAUUGUAUAUAAAACAAAAUCGUCUAUCGUUUCUGCAGUUGAUCGAGUACCGGGAAUUUCAGUCGUUCCAGGCCCAAACUGAAUUCGAUCAAGAGUCGUUCUCUAAUCCAGGAACGGGAAAGUCCACCGGCACAGAUGCAUCUACCCAAGUAGAUGACAAAGAUGUGAGUUAA
Cinara cedri is the source of this 837-nucleotide messenger RNA. Lineage: Eukaryota; Metazoa; Arthropoda; Insecta; Hemiptera; Aphididae. The record is from the annotation of a GenBank genome assembly.